Molecule: messenger RNA, 3308 nt
Organism: Trichophyton rubrum CBS 118892
Lineage: Eukaryota; Fungi; Ascomycota; Eurotiomycetes; Onygenales; Arthrodermataceae
Exons: 1
Coding region: 1510-3006 (498 amino acids)
Biological process (GO): transmembrane transport
Cellular component (GO): membrane
Molecular function (GO): sulfate transmembrane transporter activity
Source: RefSeq, a predicted model, not a curated record
GAGCUGGUGGGUUGCAAUCCUUCCAAAGGGAUUCGACCAGAGAAACAGUGCCUGCCUUCCCCAGGGCCAUUUUCAGUUGUUGGAAUAGCAUCUUGUAUCAGACUGAUAAUGGGUACUCGCUAGACCUCUCGCCUUUCCAAGAAGAUCCCGUUGAUCAUUGAGCCCGGUAGCUCUACCUCCUCACCUUUCACAAAAUCAGAGCAUUCAAUAUCGUCCUUGCAUUGAGAAGUUCUCCUUCGGGCUUUAACCGCUUUGGCUCUUCCUAUCCCCUCAAGACACCAUUCCGGGGGAAACGAGGUAGCAGGAUAAUUAAACCUAGCUGCAGGCACAGCUUCUGUUUAGUAUACCAUCUUGUUUCACCGAUCAAUCGUUGCUUCACACAAUGGCGUCUUCCGAGUCUCCCGAGUACCAGACGAAGAUGCAGAAGUUGGGUGCCGGCCUCAAGAAGGUCCUUGGCCUCAAGGAUGAAUACCCUGUUCCCACAGACCCCGUGACCCGAGGAGAGUCGACCAUCUCUGUGCAGUCAGCAGAGAUGUACUUCGACCAGGACCCGACAACGAUGGAGUACUUCCGCGAGCUCACCCCCAGCGGCGAGGAUGUGGUCAGGUACCUGACCAGUCUGUUCCCGUUCCUUAACUGGAUCAGCAGAUAUAACCUCCAAUGGCUGGUCGGUGAUCUUGUUGCCGGUAAGUACUCCAACAAGGACCAUUAUCAAAGUCUAUGCAUCACUAAUAAACGACCAUAGGCUUGACUGUCGGUGUCGUCGUCGUUCCUCAGGGUAUGGCCUAUGCCAAACUCGCUCAGCUUCCUGUCCAGUUUGGCCUGUACUCCUCCUUCAUGGGCCCCUUGCUCUACUGGCUCUUUGCUACUUCCAAGGAUAUCGCUAUUGGUGUAUGUAUAUCCAGUCAUGAUAUGUUAUAUAGCCGGAAACUGACGAAUUGCAUAGCCUGUUGCCGUUGUCUCGACCCUGGUUGGCCAUAUCAUCGACAAGGCAAAGGUUGAACAUCCCGAUGUUCCCCCAGAGGUUGUGGCGUCGGCCAUUGGUAUUGUUGCUGGCGGUAUCAUUGCCUUUAUUGGUUUGAUCCGAUGCGGCUGGAUCGUUGACUUCAUUCCACUCACGGCCAUCUCUGCUUUCAUGACUGGGUCCGCCCUUAGCAUUGCUUCUGGCCAAGUACCAUCUCUGCUCGGGCUCAGUGGCUUCAACACCCGAGGUACUACCUAUGAAGUCAUCAUCGGUUCUCUCAAGCAUUUGCCGAGUGCUAAGAUCGACGCUGCUAUGGGACUCACUGCCCUUUUUCUCCUUUACUUCAUUCGAUCGGGGUGCGCCUACAUGGCUAAGCGUCAUCCUUCUAAGGCGAAGGUCUACUUUUUUGCUUCUACGCUGCGCGCAGUCUUCGUCAUCCUUCUCUACACCUUCGUCAGCUUCUUAGUUAACCGAAACCACCGAAUGAAGCCAAUUUUCAAGAUCUUGGGCGUUGUUCCACGAGGUAAGUAGCAAUUGGAACGGAGAUGUUGAAAGCUAUCAUAAAACUAACAUAUCUGAUAGGCUUCCAAAAUGCUGGUGUCCCUGUCCUUAACUCACGCGUUCUGAGCACAUUCUCUGGUGAAAUCCCAGCUUCUGUCAUUGUCUUGCUGCUUGAGCACAUUGCCAUCUCCAAGUCGUUCGGUCGAAUUAAUAACUACACCAUUAACCCCUCCCAAGAACUCGUCGCCAUUGGUGCCAGUAAUAUGCUUGGUCCAUUCCUCGGAGGGUACCCGGCUACCGGUUCUUUCUCCCGUACUGCUAUUGCCUCUAAGGCCGGAAUUAGAACUCCAUUUGGUGGUGUUUUCACUGCUAUGGUUGUUCUCCUAGCUAUUUAUGCCCUUCCAGCUGUUUUCUUCUAUAUCCCUAACUCUUCACUCUCCGCCGUUAUCAUCCACGCUGUUGGCGAUCUAAUUACUCCUCCAAACGUUGUCUACCAGUUCUGGAAAGUCUCUCCGCUUGAGGUUAUCGUCUUCCUUGUUGGUGUCUUCGUUUCUGUCUUCUCCACCAUCGAGAACGGGAUCUAUGCUACCGUUGCUUUCUCCUUGGCUAUUCUCCUGUUCCGCCUUGUUAAGGCGAAAGGUGAAUUUCUUGGACGGGUCAAAGUCAACUCCGUCCUCGGCGACCAUGUCCUGGAUAAUGACGGAAAGUAUGGCACUUUUGAUGACAACUCGGGCAUCCCUGGAGGAUCGAGCAGUCGCAACAUCUUCCUUCCUCUCAGCCACCGCGAUGGUUCUAACCCUGAUGUUCAGGUUGAACAUGCUCUGCCUGGUAUCUUCAUUUACAAGUUCUCUGAAGGAUUCAACUACCCUAAUUCCAACAGUUAUCUUGAUGAUUUCGUCGCUCAUAUUUUGGCCAAGACUCGUCGCACUAACCAGAAUGCAUAUGAGCGUAUGGGUGACAGACCAUGGAAUAACCCUGGACCCAAGCGCGGCGAGACCGAGGCUUCGACUGCCGAUCUGCCAACCCUCAAAGCUGUCAUAAUGGACUUCUCCUCUGUUAACAAUGUCGAUGUCACCUCCGUCCAGAACUUGGUUGAUGUCAGAGAGCAGCUCGACCGACAUGCCGCCCCAGAUGUUGUCCAGUGGCACUUUGCCCAUGUCAACAACAGAUGGACUAGACGUGCUCUUGCUGCUGCUGGUUUCGGCUACCCCACCUCCCCUGUAGGGGCUGAGAUCGCAGUUCCACGCUGGAAACCAGUUUUCAGCGUCGCCAGCAUCGAUGGAUCAAACAGCUCCACCGGCUCACUAGAAUUGGACCCCAAGCACUCCAGCAGGAUCCAUGACGAAGAGAUUGGAACCAUCACGCCAGCCUCACAAGCACCCACCGAACAGGUGGAGAUAUGCAAGGAUGGCGUUUACCACAAGGAGAUUGAGAAAGUUAGCGGCUCUCGAGGUGCUGUUGUGAACAGCAUGAACCGCCCUAUGUUCCACGUCGAUCUAACCAGUGCUCUUCAAAGUGCUACUGCUAAUGCCCUGCAAUGACACCUAUUUGCUGUAUAAAAGUCGUCACACGAAUACGUUGAUAGAGUUUCGUGUUUGAACGACAUUUCGUGUCCUGUUUCUGCUUCUUUUUGUCUAUAUUACAUCUACUCUCUUGUCGCUUGGUGGGUUCUUUUCCCUCUGAUUUUGGAUUAGGUACUUUUUUUACUGUGUUUUAUUUGUCUGGAAAUACCUCUCAGCGAUUACAUGAGGAUUUUGGAGUUAGCCUGGUGCCUUCGAGGACACUUAAUUUAGCCUCGACUCCCCUACUUAUAUAUAAUGUGGGGCACAAAAUAUAUAUCUAU